Loa loa (African eye worm) is the source of this 158-nucleotide messenger RNA. RefSeq lists its product as hypothetical. The annotation marks the transcript as partial. The transcript has a single exon. NCBI's taxonomy places the organism in Eukaryota, Metazoa, Nematoda, Chromadorea, Rhabditida, Onchocercidae. The record is from RefSeq and is a predicted model, not a curated record.
GUAUAGGUGAAGUAGAUGGCAUAGAUGAGAAAUUAUGCAAAAAUGAUGGUACUGAUGAAUUGGUCAAGGAACGUUCCGAAUCUGACGUCUUACGUGUUCGAAAGCGUGGCUUCCAAGAUGAGAAUAAUCCCGGCAUCUUAUUAAUCGUACUUUUUUAA